AUGGCUCUUUUGAAAUCUGCCGCUGCUAAACUGCCAGAAAUCUCUUUGUCGAUCCAGUUACUUCUAUUCCUCACCAUAUUGCUCUUCUCUAUAUUGGUCACCGUGAUCCGAAGAGUCUUUUUCCAUCCUCUGUCAGGUUAUCCCGGACCUUGGCUCGCGGCCGUUACUUGUUGGUACCCAGCGUUCUAUGCAUGGAAAGGAACCCUCCACACUUACAACAGACGAUGCCACGAUCGAUAUGGGCCGGUCUUUCGCUCUAGUGUAAACGAAUUGUCUUUCGAAACUCUCAAGGGCUUGGAUGACAUCUACACAGGAAGCCACGAGGUGAUAGGCAAGCCCGACCGUUGGCAAUGCUUCAGUGUCGAUCCCCGUGAGCCUACGAUUCUGAGCACAGUCAACAACGAGCAACAUCGAUUCAAACACCAAAUCAUAUCGAAAAUCUUUGCAUCGGGUAUGACAAGUCGCAACGAGGCCCGUAUGAGACCUCACAUCGAUCGCUUUCUUGACCAGCUUGGCGUGGGCGACUACGACGUGCAGGACCUAUGUGACUGGCUUUCGCUGGACAUCAUCAGCGACCUCCUCUAUGGCGAGUCUCUCAGCUUGCUGUGUUCUGCGGAAUAUCGUUGGGUCGGACCCGCCUACAGGCACAUGUCCCGGUGGAUCAUGACUGUCAGUAUUCUCGGACAUACCCCUGUUGGCUUGGUUUAA
Messenger RNA from Penicillium olsonii, 708 nucleotides. The record is from the annotation of a GenBank genome assembly. Lineage: Eukaryota; Fungi; Ascomycota; Eurotiomycetes; Eurotiales; Aspergillaceae.